AUGCCGUUGGUGGCACUGGUGGUCGCGAUUUUGACGAUUUUGACGCAACUGGCAUUGUUCUAUAAGCUUGGCUGCCAAAAGACAACAAAAAUGAAACCCAUCAUCCUUCAAGGACACGAACGAUCCCUCAACCAGAUCGCCUUCAACGCCGAAGGCGACAUCCUCUUCUCCGCCUCCAAGGACAAUGUCGUCAAUGCCUGGUACACUUCAAAUGGAGAACGACUCGGAACGUAUGGUGGAAUCAAGGGCGGUGUCGGGCACAAUGGUGCGGUCUGGACUGUCGCUGUGGACUCUCAAACGAAAUUCCUUUUGACUGGCGGAGCCGACAACGUGAUGAAGCUUUGGGAGGUUGAGACCGGAGAGUGUCUCUUUACUUGGGAGUUUUUGACGGCAGUGAAGAGGGUUGCUUGGAGCGAGGACGACUCUCAGUUCUUGAGCGUCACGGAGGAAAGGAGCCGACAGCCUAGUGUCAUCCGUAUAUUCAAAUUCAACCGAGAUCAACCCACUUCCCAACCCACCGAACCCACUUGUGAAAUGCGCUUGACUGGAUCCCGAGCUACUGUUGCUGUCUGGGCGCCCUUGUCCGACCACAUUGUCACUGGUCACGAGUCUGGCAAGAUUGCCAAGUAUGAUGUCAAGACUGGUGAGGAAGUGCAGGCUGUCGAGACUGAGCACUCUGGCCUUAUUACGGAUAUCCAACUGAGCCCGGACGGAACCUACUUUAUCAGUUCCAGUAAGGACAAGACAGCGAGAUUGUGGGAUUUGAAGACACUCGAGGUCAUGAAGGUGUUCCCUACCGAGACCCCCGUCAACAGUGCUGUCAUCACCCCCGGUAGACCAUACAUUAUCCUCGGUGGUGGUCAAGAUGCGAUGAACGUCACAACCACCUCUCAGCGUGCUGGUAAAUUCGAAUCAAGAUUCUUCCACAAGUUGUUUGAAGAGGAGGUCGGUCGUGUCAAGGGCCAUUUCGGUCCUAUCAACACCCUCGCUGUGCACCCCGAAGGUCGAGCCUACGCUUCCGGAUCUGAAGACGGUUUCGUUCGUGUCCACUGGUUCGAUGACUCGUAUUUCCGGAGCCGACCCUUUGGUGAUCUCGAGCCGGAAGUGGAGCCUUAG
Molecule: messenger RNA, 1116 nt
Organism: Cryptococcus wingfieldii CBS 7118
Lineage: Eukaryota; Fungi; Basidiomycota; Tremellomycetes; Tremellales; Cryptococcaceae
Product: eukaryotic translation initiation factor 3 subunit I
Exons: 9
Coding region: 1-1116 (371 amino acids)
Biological process (GO): cytoplasmic translational initiation
Cellular component (GO): cytoplasm; eukaryotic translation initiation factor 3 complex, eIF3m
Molecular function (GO): RNA binding; protein binding; translation initiation factor activity
Source: RefSeq, a predicted model, not a curated record